GGAGUUCCUAAAGGAGGGAAACGAGUCGGCGAGGGGCGACAGGAGCUAGCAGGGAAGGGAGAACAGCGGAGGGCUGCAGAGCUGCGGAGGGCUGCAGAGCUGCGGGCGCCCGGACCGUGCCACACACCCCCCGCGGGGCACGGAGGGCAUUGCCGGGGGAGACACACAAAGACAUGCGAAGAGGGGUUGAGCAAGGCUCGCGCACAAAGACGCCGGGGCGCACGGCAGCUCGGGCUGCACCCACCGCCCCCGCGCCGCGCCGUGCCGGGGCCGGGCCAGCGAAGAGCCCCGGGCUGAGCGCGUGGCGGCGGCGGCGGCGGCGGCGGGGAGGCGCGGGACCCGGGUCGCCCGCGCUCUCCGGGUGACCCGGGCCCGGCAGCAGGCGCGCGCGGGGGCGGCGGCGCCCAAGCCCAACUUGGCCUCCGCCUCGCCCUCUGCCCAGCCCGCCGGUGUCCCCUCCUUCCCGCGAUUUCGUUUCUUCUCACGCUCCCCCCCCCGCCCCCUCCCGCGUCCAGCCCCGCUCUCCCCACCUUGUAAAACAAAGCCGGGGAAAAUGCCUGCCCGUGCAGCUCGGAGCGCGCAGCCCGUCUCUGAAUAAGAAGUGAGUACAAUGGCGUGUUUGUAAAAAAAAGCUUCAAGUCCGUCUUUUUCAAAAAACAUUUUGAAUGCUGCAUGCCUCAUGCUUCCCAGCGCCUCGCGGGAGAGACCCGGCUAUAGAGCAGGAGUGGCGGCACCUGACUUGCUGGAUCCUAAAUCUGCCGCUCAGAACUCCAAACCGAGGCUCUCGUUUUCCACGAAACCCACAGUGCUUGCUUCCCGGGUGGAGAGUGACACGACCAUUAAUGUUAUGAAAUGGAAGACAGUCUCCACGAUAUUCCUGGUGGUUGUCCUCUACCUGAUCAUCGGAGCCACCGUGUUCAAAGCAUUGGAGCAGCCUCAUGAGAUUUCACAGAGGACCACCAUUGUGAUCCAGAAGCAAACAUUCAUAUCCCAACAUUCCUGUGUCAAUUCGACAGAGCUGGACGAACUCAUUCAGCAAAUAGUGGCAGCAAUAAAUGCAGGGAUUAUACCUUUAGGAAACACCUCCAAUCAAAUCAGUCACUGGGAUUUGGGAAGUUCCUUCUUCUUUGCUGGCACUGUUAUUACAACCAUAGGAUUUGGAAACAUCUCACCACGUACAGAAGGCGGCAAAAUAUUCUGUAUCAUCUAUGCCUUACUGGGAAUUCCCCUCUUUGGUUUUCUCUUGGCUGGAGUUGGAGAUCAACUAGGCACCAUAUUUGGAAAAGGAAUUGCCAAAGUGGAAGAUACGUUUAUUAAGUGGAAUGUUAGUCAGACCAAGAUUCGCAUCAUCUCAACAAUCAUAUUUAUACUGUUUGGCUGUGUACUCUUUGUGGCUCUGCCUGCGAUCAUAUUCAAACACAUAGAAGGCUGGAGUGCCCUGGACGCCAUUUAUUUUGUGGUUAUCACUCUAACAACUAUUGGAUUUGGUGACUACGUUGCAGGUGGAUCCGAUAUUGAAUAUCUGGACUUCUAUAAGCCUGUCGUGUGGUUCUGGAUCCUUGUAGGGCUUGCUUACUUUGCUGCUGUCCUGAGCAUGAUUGGAGAUUGGCUCCGAGUGAUAUCUAAAAAGACAAAAGAAGAGGUGGGAGAGUUCAGAGCGCACGCUGCUGAGUGGACAGCCAACGUCACAGCCGAAUUCAAAGAAACCAGGAGGCGACUGAGUGUGGAGAUUUAUGACAAGUUCCAGCGUGCCACCUCCAUCAAGCGGAAGCUCUCGGCAGAACUGGCUGGAAAUCACAAUCAGGAGCUGACUCCUUGUAGGAGGACCCUGUCAGUGAACCACCUGACCAGCGAGAGGGAUGUCUUGCCUCCCUUACUGAAGACUGAGAGUAUCUAUCUGAAUGGUUUGACGCCACACUGUGCUGGCGAAGAGAUUGCUGUGAUUGAGAACAUCAAAUAGCCCUCUCUUUGAAUAACCUUAGGCAUAGCCAUAGGUGAGGACUUCUCUAUGCUCUUUAUGACUGUUGCUGGUAGCAUUUUUUACAUUGUGCAUGAGCUCAAAGGGGGAACAAAAUAGAUACAUCCGUCAUGGUCAUCUAUCAUCAAGAGAAUUUGGAAUUCUGAGCCAGCACUUUCUUUCUGAUGAUGCUUGUUGAAUGGUCCACUUUCUUUGACGAGUGGAAUGACAAGCAAUGUCUGAUGCCUUUUUGUGCCCAGACUGUUUUCCUCUCUCUUUCCCUAAUGUGCCAUAAGGCCUCAGAAUGAAUUAGAAUUGUUUCUGCUAACAAUGUAGCUUUGAGGGAUCAGUUCUUAACUUUUCAGGGUCUACCUAACUGAGCCUAGAUAUAGACCAUUUAUGGAUGACAACAAUUUUUUUUUUUUUUGUAAAUGACAAGAAAUUCUUAUGCAGCCUUUUACCUAAGAAAUUUUCUGUCAGUGCCUUAUCUUAUGAAGAAACAGAACCUCUCUAGCUAAUGUGUGGUUUCUCCUUCCCUGCCCCCACCCCUAGGCUCACCUCUCUAGUCUUUUACCCCAGUUCUCCCUUUUGAACACCAUACCUUGCUGGAAACAGUGUGUAAAAUGACUGAAGUGAUGAUGCCCGAAGAAGAAAUAGAUGCCAAAUUACAUGGACAUUGAAGCAACACUCAGCGUUGCCUAGUGUUAAAGGCACUGCAGAGAAAUGAGGUGCAGAGGUAGCCCCUCUGAGUAUUUAUUUGACUCAGGUACCAGUGGUACAUAUAUACAGUGUAAUUAUGACCAGGCUGGUAAAAUUGGCUGCUCCCAAACAAUCCCCUUUUUCCUGGCAGUAUUUGGAAUUUAUCAUUUAUUAAUAACUAUACAUUUUUUAAAGGCAGAAGAAGAAAAUCUAUCUAUCUCUCUAUCUAUAUAUAUAAAUGACCUGACAGAAGAAAACUGUUAAAAAUGGAUAUUACUGGAGGCGAUUUAAAAUGGUGGGUGUGAAUUAUCAUUCUGAUGGAAAGGAAAUAGCAAAACAAUGUGUUACAAGUAUUUGCUAAUAAACAGUAUACUGCCAGCUUCUAAUUGCUUUUUGAUGUAUGAAAGGCUUAUAUAAUUUUCUUUUCGUUGGGUGACUUUUGCCAGAUGAGAGGAGGUGGCACAGUGGUGAGUGCAGGGCACAGUCCUAGCCUUCUGUGGGUGUACUUUUGGAGUUGUGACUUGGCUGUGAGGGCAGAAGUUGAAGUUGGGAUCACUGUGACUUUGCACAUGGAAAAAUGCAGAUUGCAGGCAUAAUUCAUCUCUGACAUUAGAGAAAAAGCUGUUAUAGCACAAUUUAAAUUUUGAGAGUUUGCUGUGUUUUUUUUUUUUUUUUAACAUAAAGGAGGCUGAUUAUUCUUUUUAGUUUAAUUUUAUAUCCCAUAAUUCUUCGGAUGGUUCCAAGAUUCAGAAAAAAUUCAGUAAAUGCACCCCGUAAAUUGCUACCCUUUCCUUUAUUUUCAUACUUAGAUCUGCUGUACAUUGUAUAUAUAUAUAAUUUUUAAAAUGCAGAAAGAAAAUAAUUUCCCUAAAUAUAAUUGCAAACUGAUUUCUUUUACUUUUUUGUGUGUAGGGGUGGGAGCUGUAUCUGAAUAAGUGGCAUUCAGAUUAGGGUCCUGAAAAACCCAGAAUCUUUAAAAACAAACAAACUAAUAGAUGCUUAUUUUCCAACAUUUAAAUUUAAGCUAGAAAUGUAAAUAUUCAAUUAAUUUGUUAAAAGUACUUUUAUAAAGUUAAAAAGAAAUUCCAACCAAAAUGGUAGAAAGUCAGGCUCUUUUAGAAAGAAAGCUACACCCAUUUCCUCAAAUAACUGUUCCGAAAAUUUAUAUGGUGGAAUGCACCAUGUAUAAACUGUGAAUUGUAUUGACAAAUAAAGUUUGUAAUUAAAGUCAGCA
This is a messenger RNA of Chlorocebus sabaeus (green monkey), 3890 nucleotides long. RefSeq names its product potassium two pore domain channel subfamily K member 2 (gene KCNK2). The record is from RefSeq and is a predicted model, not a curated record. NCBI's taxonomy places the organism in Eukaryota, Metazoa, Chordata, Mammalia, Primates, Cercopithecidae. Gene Ontology annotation, molecular function: potassium ion leak channel activity; outward rectifier potassium channel activity. Gene Ontology annotation, cellular component: plasma membrane. Gene Ontology annotation, biological process: potassium ion transmembrane transport; stabilization of membrane potential.